AUGGCUAGACAAUUCAAGAUUCCUCCCCAUGAUCGUUUCCUAGGCCAAGCGACUAGCAUAUCCUUUCACAUUGGGACGACUAACAAGAUAGUGAAAGAGAAACUUACUCCCACUAAGCUUGCCCUCUUCAGGAAGAUGGUAUUUGGGCGAUUCGUGGACAUGGACAUUAUUUUCAACAGUCCAUUGGUCCAUUACAUUCUGUUGAGGGAGGUUGAAGACGAUAGGAAGGAUGCAAUGACAUUUAAUUUGAAUGGUAUGGUUGUAACAUUCACAAAAGAAGACUUCCUAUUGGUGACGGGAUUGUGGCGGUCACUGCAUAGUAGGUGCUUCAAGAAUGAUUUUGUGGGAGACAUUCAUAUUGAUACCUUAGAGACAGUGUACAAAGAGAUGGAGUUUGAGAAUGACAUGGAUGCUAUGAAGAUGACAUUGGUCUAUUACACUGAAUUGGGUAUGAUGGGAAGGGAGAAGACGAAGGCCAAUGUCGACAAGACCUUAUUAAUUGAUGUGGAGGAUUUAGAUUACUUCAAUUCCUUGGAUUGGAGAAAUGUGUUAUGGGAGAGGAAGUUACUUGGACUACAAAGAGGAUUUAGUGGUAAGGCAAAGAACUACUAA
Molecule: messenger RNA, 612 nt
Organism: Benincasa hispida (wax gourd)
Lineage: Eukaryota; Viridiplantae; Streptophyta; Magnoliopsida; Cucurbitales; Cucurbitaceae
Source: RefSeq, a predicted model, not a curated record